Molecule: messenger RNA, 3285 nt
Organism: Venustampulla echinocandica
Lineage: Eukaryota; Fungi; Ascomycota; Leotiomycetes; Helotiales; Pleuroascaceae
Exons: 4
Coding region: 1-3285 (1094 amino acids)
Cellular component (GO): membrane
Molecular function (GO): ATP binding; ATP hydrolysis activity; ABC-type transporter activity
Source: RefSeq, a predicted model, not a curated record
AUGCGCCCGCUCCCAAGUCCAGCUGUCCUUGCGACGCUGGCACUAUCAUGGAUGGGCUAUGCAUACGCAUUCAAGAACCAGAACCAAAGUUACUCCUCCGCGGAUAUGAUGCAGACACAGCUGGCGUUAAUGGAUGAUCGACCCGACAACUGCCCGCCAUGCUUCAAUUGUCUACUACCUGCCUUCGACUGCGGCCAAUACUCGGAUUGUAACCAAUUCAAUGGCAAAUGUGCUUGUCCUCCUGGGUACGGGGGCGACGACUGCUUGGCUCCAGUCUGCGGUUCUUUAGCACAUGGCAAGGACCGGCCGAUGCGACAAGGCGAUUACUGCGAGUGCGACGACGGAUGGACUGGCAUAAACUGCAAUGUGUGCACCAAUAACCAGGCAUGUAAUGCUCUGAUGCCAGAGGGCGAGGGCGGGGUCUGUUACCAGAAUGGCGAGGUGGUGAAGGAGAAUUACCAAAUGUGUGAUGUCACGAAUGUGAAGAUCGUCGAGAUCUUGGAAGGGAGAAGACCCCAAGUGACUUUCGAUUGUAACUCAGAGCGUGAGACCUGCGAUUUUCAGUUCUGGGUUGAGCAUAAAGAAUCCUUCUAUUGCACACUCGACACCUGCACCUCCAGCGCCGACAAUGACUACUAUCAAAAUAGUACCAACUAUAAGUGUGAAAAUAUCCGAUGCAAAUGUAUCCCUGGUCGGAUGCUCUGUGGCGAGAAUGGUUCCGUUGAUAUAUCGGAAUUCCUAGAUGAGUCGAUUAGAGGGCCGGCCACAUUCAGUUGCAAGCAGCAAAACGAUGCGAAAAACGAUUGUCGAUUCAAGGAACCCGAAAUGGAUGUGUUGAUCCAGCAGAUGUUCGGGGACCAAAGUAUCUUUAUUGACUGCAAAUCUGGCGAAUGUCUGUACGAAACCGAGGUACCUGGAUUCGAACGGCCGGUAAAACGGAUCAACACUCCUUUGAUAGCUGGGGUCAUUGCUGCUAGCUCCCUGUUUGUGGUUGCCGUCAUAUUGCUUGUCUGGUUUCUUUCGAGGAGGCAGUUCAGAUAUGGUCCGAUCCAUCUGGAUGACUCUGACGAUGAAAGUGCUAAGCUCAUGUCGGAUCAUAGGCCCGCUUCCCUUUACUUCGAGAACGUUUGCUACGAUCUGAAUGGAAAAAAGAUAAUAACCGGUAUUCAAGGAGUCGCUCAUCCAGGGGAGAUCAUGGCCAUCAUGGGAGCUUCCGGGGCUGGCAAGACAACUUUCCUGGACAUCCUGGCUAGGAAGAACAAAAGAGGCACCGUAGAAGGGGAUUUCUACGUCAACGGCGAGAAGGUCAACGACAAUGACUACAAGAACGUUGUUGGAUUUGUUGAUCAAGAGGAUACGAUGCUACCAACAUUAACCGUGCAUGAAACCAUUAUGACGAGCGCCCUCCUCAGACUUCCCCGUGAUAUGGGAAGAGCAGCAAAGGAGCAGAGGGUCUUCGAGGUUGAGAAGCAGCUUGGAAUAUCUGCUAUCAAAGACUCUCUGAUCGGAUCUGAAGAAGGCAAGGGACGCGGUAUAUCUGGUGGGGAGAAACGAAGAGUUGGCAUCGCCUGCGAGCUCGUCACCAGCCCAAGCAUUUUAUUCCUGGACGAACCAACAAGUGGGCUUGAUGCUUACAAUGCGUUUAAUGUAAUUGAGUGUCUUGUUACCCUCGCGAGGACAUACAAGCGCACCGUCAUAUUUACGAUUCAUCAACCACGGUCUAAUAUUGUUGCUCUAUUCGACCGAUUGCUUCUUCUAGCCAAGGGCAGAACUGUUUAUUCCGGCGAAUUUUCUCAGUGUCAGGAUUACUUCGAUCGCAUUGGAUAUUCCUGUCCCCCAGGUUUCAAUAUUGCAGACUAUCUGGUGGAUCUGACGAUGCAUGUCGGCGCUCCUCGUACGCCAGCAGACGAGGGAAUACCAGGUUUGGCGGUCAGCAUCAGUGAUAGUGUUGGGCCAAGCAGCACCAGAGCUGUCAAAUCAAUAGCCAGCAUAUCUGGAGGGAGUAUUGAAGAUGGAUUGGCCAGUAGCCCAGGGGAUUCGCUGCAGAGACCUAAAGGAAAGCGCAGAGACUCGGUUAGAGCAAAGCAGGAGAGGGAGCUCUACACCCGCAAGAGAACCGGGCUCGAAACCCCAACUUCACAACCUGACGAGCAACCCCUCGAUCCCAAUGUGGCAAGUUCACAGCACUGGGUUGGGCUUCAGAAACAGCGUCGCUACGUUCCACAACAGGGUCUGGAUGAUCCUGAUAAUCUGCUUCCUGAAGCCGGCAGCGGCAAUGACCUCGACAUCCUUGUAGCAGCAUAUGCACACUCCGAAAUUGCGGGAAACAUUCACGCUGAGGUUCAUUCUGCCAUAGCAAAUGCCAAUACUGCAAAUGGGAGUUCAAAUGGCAAUGCCCAAGGUGACAGCAAUAAUCACAUUAGCGCGAUGGGCAGGGGUUAUGCAAGAAUCGGAUACCUUGGACAGUUUGUAAUCCUGUCACAACGGACUUGGAGGAACCUUUACCGCAACCCAAUGUUAAUGCUCACUCAUUACGCCAUUGCGAUCCUACUUGCGGUUCUCUCUGGAUACUUAUUCUACGGCUUGACUGACGACAUUCCUGGAUUCCAGAAUCGACUUGGGCUCUUCUUCUUCGUCCUUGCGCUUUUCGGCUUCAGCACACUAUCCAGCUUAACUGUCUUCGCUACCGAACGGCUCCUCUUUGUUCGGGAGAGAGCAAAUGGUUAUUAUUCGCCUAUCACUUACUUCGUUGCUAAGGUGAUCUUCGAUAUCGUGCCUCUCCGCAUCAUCCCACCAAUUAUCAUGGGGUCAAUUCUAUACCCGAUGACUGGGUUAGUUGCGGACGCGCCUCAUUUCUUCAAAUUUAUCUUGAUCCUUGUACUCUUCAACCUCGCAGCCGCUGGUAUAUGCCUCUUUAUCGGGAUCGUUUGCAAGGAUAGUGGUGUUGCAAAUCUGAUUGGUAGUCUUGUGAUGUUGUUUAGCUUGCUUUUCGCAGGCCUCCUGCUCAAUCAUGACGCCAUUCCCAAGUCUGCUCUAUGGCUGCAGGCGAUCUCAAUCUUCCACUACGGCUUCGAAUCUCUCAUCGUCAAUGAGGUCACGUACCUGACACUCGUGGAUAAAAAGUACGGUUUGGACAUCACUGUUCCAGGAGCGACGAUUUUGAGCUCGUUCGGAUUUGACACCCAGGCUCUAUGGCCCGAUGUUAUCAGCCUUGCAGUAUUUGCAGGCGGCUUCAUUAUUUUAGCGUAUAUCGCUAUGCAUGUCUUGCUAGUAGAGAGACGAUAG